Molecule: messenger RNA, 2234 nt
Organism: Fragaria vesca subsp. vesca
Lineage: Eukaryota; Viridiplantae; Streptophyta; Magnoliopsida; Rosales; Rosaceae
Product: carbamoyl-phosphate synthase small chain-like
Exons: 10
Coding region: 661-1944 (427 amino acids)
Biological process (GO): L-glutamine metabolic process; 'de novo' pyrimidine nucleobase biosynthetic process; L-arginine biosynthetic process
Cellular component (GO): carbamoyl-phosphate synthase complex; cytoplasm
Molecular function (GO): carbamoyl-phosphate synthase (glutamine-hydrolyzing) activity
Source: RefSeq, a predicted model, not a curated record
CUAAUCCAUUAUUAUUGUCGUUUCAUUCUCUUUACCAAUCAUGGGUAGUAGAGAGUGAUCCAUUCUAACUCGCAUAAUGGCAAAUGAGGUAACUAUCAGACUACUAGGAAAUAGCACAUAAUAGACAAAGAAGAAUUUGUCUUUAAUUAUUAAAAUUGUCGUUAUUUGUUUAAAAAUAAUGUAAAUAGAUGUUAUUGUGUUUCAAAUCUUUUUGAAGAGGGUAUAUAAAAAAAUGGUUUUUCCUAAAACCUGUCCUUUCUGAGUUCUAGCUCUCCCCAAAACCCAGACAAAUUCUCUCCUCACUCCUCCGGAACCCUAUUUGUAACCGCCGCGUCAACGUGUGCUUCGCCGUCCAGCUCGACCUUCUUCAAUUUCAGUUGAAUCAGGGUGAGUUGCUGAUAGAUACAAUUUCAAUUUGUGCUUUGCUUUAUAUGGUGGAAUGAAUGAAUGAUGAAGAGGACGACCCAAAAUAACAAGCAACCCAAUGUCUGAAGACCACACACACACUUUCCUAAAAAUUGUUUUCAAUUGGUUGUUUUCGAAUUCCUUUCCUUUGGAUUUUAUUUUCAGAUUGGCUGAUAGGGAAAAAGAGACAAAAAGUAACAGAUUAUCCCUGUCAGCUCCAAUCACAGCAUCAAAAGAGAGACAGAGAGAGUGAGAAUGGCCACAGCAGCUUUCAACUUGGCCCUCCUAAAGCCUUCGGCUUUCUCUGUUCCCAAGCCUCAAAACCCUUCAAAGAUUCGGAUUUUCACUCUCAGAUGCUCAUCCGCUCCCACUAAUGCCGUCUCAGACCUGUCCAAAAGACCUUGGAAAACUUCAGAUGCUAGACUCGUGCUUGAAGAUGGUUCAAUCUGGAGAGCAAAAUCAUUUGGUGCUUCAGGAACCCAAGUUGGUGAAGUUGUAUUCAAUACAUCCUUGACCGGGUAUCAAGAAAUUAUUACAGACCCCAGUUAUGCUGGCCAAUUUGUCCUGAUGACAAACCCUCAAAUUGGAAACACUGGUGUAAAUUUUGAUGAUGAAGAAUCUAUGCAGUGCUUCCUUGGUGGUCUAGUGAUCAGAAGUUUAAGUAUCAGUACGUCCAAUUAUAGAUCUGCAGAAACUCUUGGUGAUUAUCUAGCAAAAAGGAAUAUCAUGGGAAUUUAUGAUGUUGACACACGGGCUAUCACCCGCAGAUUAAGGCAAGAUGGAAGCCUUAUUGGUGUUUUAAGCACAGAAGAGACAAAAACAGAUGAGGAACUAUUGGAGAUGUCUCGGUCAUGGGACAUUGUUGGGGUUGAUUUAAUAAGUGGCGUGUCAUGCAAGGCCCCUCAUGAGUGGGUUGAUAAAACCGAUCCUGAGUGGGAAUUCAAGCUCAAUAGAAAAGAUGAAGGGGCUUUUCGUGUUGUUGCAUAUGAUUUUGGUAUCAAGAGCAACAUACUCAGACGAUUGGCUUCCUAUGGCUGCAAAAUUACUGUGGUGCCUUCAACAUGGCCAGCAUCGGAGACUCUUAAGAUGAAACCAGAUGGGGUCCUUUUCAGCAAUGGCCCUGGAGACCCAUCUGCUGUUCCAUAUGCUGUUGAAACGGUCAAGGAGAUUCUUGGAAAGGUUCCUGUUUUUGGAAUUUGCAUGGGCCAUCAGUUGCUUGGCUUGGCAUUAGGUGGUACAACUUUUAAAAUGAAGUUUGGUCACCAUGGAGGAAAUCAUCCGGUCCGUAAUCUUCGUACUGGAGAAGUUGAGAUAAGCGCUCAGAAUCACAACUAUGCGGUUGACCCCAAAUCACUUCCAGAUGGUGUAGAAGUAACUCAUGUCAAUCUCAACGAUGGAAGCUGUGCUGGCAUUGCUUAUCCUGCACGAAACAUUAUGUCUAUUCAGUACCACCCUGAAGCAUCCCCCGGACCUCAUGACUCAGAUUACGCUUUUAGAGAGUUCAUUGAGCUGAUGAAGAGAGUGAAAGUAAUUGCAUGAGUGAUAUCUGCACUGAGCAAUCAAGUGAGGGAUGCAAAACCUAAAGCAGCAAGGAUUCAAUUGGCAAUACAGAUAUCCAACCUCUGCUUGUGUCUGACUAUAGGAUUAACGUAUGCGGGUCAGUUUGUUUGUAGUGGUAUUGUGUGAUAGUUGAGAUGAUCACUUUGUCAUAUCUAUAAUUGGCGUAGACUUUUUGAAGACUAGGUUGGUUAGCCACACUGUAGCUUGUAACAAAAAAAAUUACGUCUCAGUAGCAAGUUCCAUGAGAGCCAAUGAGCCAAGUUCUAUUU